This is a messenger RNA of Setaria italica (foxtail millet), 1642 nucleotides long. Its product is annotated as pectate lyase. Bases 154 to 1470 code for a protein of 438 amino acids. The transcript has a single exon. The record is from RefSeq and is a predicted model, not a curated record. Lineage: Eukaryota; Viridiplantae; Streptophyta; Magnoliopsida; Poales; Poaceae. Gene Ontology annotation, molecular function: pectate lyase activity.
UGCGCACCUCAGACCCGCGCCUCGGUGCCGCACGCCGCCGUCCACCCGCUGGGGAGGGCUCAGGAACCUUCUACACCAUACACAUCUCCUGAGCCUUUCCCCCGCGGCGAUCGAGGCGCCGGGCGGCUGCCGGGCCGGCGUCCACACACUACAAUGGCGGCCCUAAUAAUCAGGAGCCCCCUUCUGUCCAUUCUCUUCUAUUACGUCCUCGCCACGGCCGUCGCGGCGGCGGCGGCGGCGGCGGCGUCGAACGUCACCUCCGACGAGGAGUACUGGGCGGAGCGGGCGGAGGAGGCCCGGGCGAACAACCGCGCCGCCUACGUCAGCGACCCCAUCGCCGCCAUGAACCGCUUCAACACGGAGACGCUCCGGGCCACGACGCGGCGGUCGCUGCGGAGGUACCAGGGCCCGUGCGCGGCGACGAACCCCAUCGACAGCUGCUGGCGGUGCCGCGCCGACUGGGCCACCGACCGGCAGCGGCUGGCGCUGUGCGCGCGCGGGUUCGGGCACAAGACCACCGGCGGCGCCGGCGGCAAGAUCUACAUCGUCACGGACGCGAGCGACGACGAGAUGAUCAUCCCCCGGAAGGGCACCCUCCGGUACGGCGUGAUCCAGGGCCGGCCGCUGUGGAUCGUGUUCGCGCGCGACAUGGUGGUGCGGCUCCGUCAGGAGCUCAUCGUGAGCGACAACAAGACCAUCGACGGCCGCGGCGCGCAGGUCCACAUCACCGGCGCGCAGAUCACGCUGCAGAGCGUGUCGCACGUGAUCAUCCACAACGUGCACAUCCACCACUCGGCGCCGCACUCGGGGGGCAUUAUCCGGGACUCGAAGCGCCACUACGGGCUGCGUACCCGGAGCGACGGCGACGGCAUCUCCGUGCUCUCGUCCAGCAACGUCUGGAUCGACCACGUGUCCAUGUACCGGUGCUCCGACGGGCUCAUCGACGUCGUCAACGGGUCCACGGGGAUCACCGUCUCCAACAGCCACUUCACCAAGCACGACCACGUGAUGCUGUUCGGGGCCAGCAACGACAACCCGCAGGACAGGAUGAUGCAGGUCACCGUCGCCUUCAACCACUUCGGCAAGGGGCUCGUGCAGCGGAUGCCGCGCUGCCGCUACGGAUUCUUCCACGUCGUGAACAACGACUACACGCACUGGCAGAUGUACGCCAUCGGCGGCAACAAGAACCCCACCAUCAUCAGCCAGGGGAACCGGUUCAUCGCCCCCGACGACCCCAACGCCAAGGAGGUGACCAAGAGGGAGUACACGCCCUACAGCGAGUACAAGGAUUGGGUGUGGAAGUCGCAGGGGGACGUCAUGAUGAACGGGGCCUUCUUCAACGAGUCCGGCGGACAGAACGAGCGCAAGUACGACCAGCUCGACUUCAUCCCGGCAAGGCACGGAAGCUACGUCGGCGAGCUCACCAAGUUCGCCGGCACGCUCAACUGCCGCGCCGGCAAGCCGUGCUAGGCCGCCAUACUCUGCAUUUGUGGGAUCAAGGACUACACAGGAGAGAAACCAAACCAUAUACACAUAUAGGUUCUGGAUGGACAUGUAAUUAAUUAUAUGGCCGUUUCUGGAAUUUGUGUGUGCAAAGGAUGGAAUGCGGUGCAUGGCCUUUUAUACAUCGAUUGGUACAUUU